Messenger RNA from Paramecium tetraurelia, 1641 nucleotides. RefSeq lists its product as uncharacterized. NCBI's taxonomy places the organism in Eukaryota, Ciliophora, Oligohymenophorea, Peniculida, Parameciidae. The record is from RefSeq and is a predicted model, not a curated record. The transcript has 3 exons.
AUGUAUAAUCAACAUAUAAAACCGAAGAAAGUUUAUUUGAAUUAUAAUUACAUCAAGAGAGAGUUUCAAACAGAAAGAUCCAUAAUUUAAACUAGGACUAGUUCAGUGAUUGAGAAACCAGCCAAAAGUUUAAGAAAUAGUUUAGUAAGUUUAAGUGUGGAUUGUGGGAAAUCAAAUAAGACUCAGAGUCAAAAGAUCAGAAAAUAUGCUUAUUUAUUUUAUGUAGAUGAAAAUGGCUUGAAUGACUACCUUAAAUUUAAUUUUAAGUAGAUAUUGGAGUCUUUUACGAAGAAUUGUAUUCCCAAUUUAUUGAAUGAACAGACGUAUGCACUUUUUUUGCCUUAUUCAUAAUCGUAUUCUUUUCCUUAGAGCAGAUUCUAAGGUGAUCAAUUCACUAAAGUUAAAGAUGUUUAAUAGUUGAUUAAUUUUUUUCAUCAACUUAAAAUAAGUGGAGAAGAGUAUUAGAUUUAAAAAAUGUUCGAUUAUUUCUUUGUUCCAUCAAGAGAGUUAGCCAUUCAAGUGAUUAAUGAUUUAAAGUUUCAAUUGGCUAAGAUGAUUAAGAAACCAAUAAAAGUGAUUUCAUUUUUCGAUGGAAUUGAAAUUUUGAAUGCCUGUUAAUUGGGUUGGAAUCCGCCGACUUUGGUAUGUGCAGACUCUAAAGAGACACUGAUUAAACAAUUGCCAAAGAUUAAGGAAAGCAUACGAAUAAGCAAGAGAAUCAAAUAACUACAGAAAUUUAAAUAGCAGAUGAUUCUCUAAUGUUGUAAAUAAGAUGUGGUGGUGUAUGGAGACAGCAGUUCCAAAAGAUAGGAAUUGAUUAGAUAAAAUUUAAAGCAAAUUAAAUAAAUUCAGUAGUUAGUGGAGUACUAAAAGGAAUAUGAUGUAUAAUUACCAAAAUUGGUGGUCCAAAAUAUCUAUCCAAAAUUUAAAGUAAUACAACCGUCACAAGAGUUAGAAGAUGAUCAAGAUAACAGUAUUGAUCAUUUAAGUUUGGAAAUGAUUAACUCAAUAAAAUAAAGCAAUCCAAAAUUAGACAACUACCUAAUCUACAAAUACUACAUCGAUUACAAAUCAUUGUGUAUGUUGAAUAGUAUUCAAAAUGGAAUCCCUAUGAAAUAUUUUGUUAUUUAUAAUGAAAACCUGAGUGGACAUUGUUAGAAUGAAUUGCUUAAGAUAUACAGGGCUCUUGGAGUUAAUGUAGAUAGUGGUAUCUUCAGAUGGAAAGAAUAUUUGUUAUUUAGAAUAUUGCAAGAUAACUGUGGAAAUCCAUUCCAAGUAAUAUAAUUCUUACUCCAUUAUUUUAUGAAUGAUAAUCAAGAAUUAAGUGAUAUUUCGGUGCGUACACAAUUAUAUUAGUUGUCUCAAAGACUGAAUCAAUAUUCCAGUUCUAAAUAGGAAACGAUCAGUAAAGCUAUGAGUUCCAUUGAAUCUUCAGAAUAAAGCAAUACUUUUGCUGAUAGAUUUGCUCUAACAAUAAUCAAAUGGAUGCAUAAGAAUGGUUUCUUUGUGAAGGAUUUUUUGAAUAAGGAAAUCAUGUUGCAAUAGUAUGAGAGAAACGAAUAUACAUUCUUAUUUAUAAUUAACUGUAUAUUGGGAUAAUUUAAGACUAACGUACUUGAAUGGUUUUAUAAUAUAUAUUGA